CCGGGAGGUCUCCGCGCAGUGAACUGGGCUUCGGCGGGGGGAGCGGGGCAAAGAUGUGAAGUGGGGGAGCAGGUGGCGGAUGGCCUCCCCCGCCCUGCACAUGGACACCCCCUCCUCCCCGAUAGACCCUGGGGCACAGAGAUGCCCCCCCCACACCCAUCCCAGACGCACAGACUCGCCAGUGACUGGAUCCCCACCUGGAGCGGCCCGCUCUUCCCAGGAUGCUGUGGGGCAGGGAGGGGGGAGCCGAGGAACCGGGACGCUCUCUGUGGGUGGGGUGAGACAGGAAGCCGUGAUGAUUGUACAGACUGAAGUCUCUGUCAGGGUCCUGGAUAGUGAAUUCCGUGCCCCCACCCCCCAUUCCAGUGCCAGGUGGGGGCUGGAUUUGUGGGUCCAUAGCUGUGUACCCUGGUGGGACGUGGACUCUUUGGUCCCUGAGGAACUCUUAACACUAACCCCCCCUCCUUGCUGAGUGGGGGGCACCUCCCUCGCCCAUGAUGGGCUAAGGAGACUGGGGCGGAGGGUGUGUUUGUGGGGUGCGGCCCCUCUGUGCUGUGUGUAGCAAGCCGACCCGUGGGUUGGUGAGUCUGUCCUGUCCCUGUCUGUCUGGCCGUCUGUGAGUCACUUUGGUUUUCUCGUAUGUGUAAUGACUGAUGCUGAGUUGGAACCUGCAGCCCACCCGCUCUAUCCCUUCUGGAGGAUGGGGCAUCCCCCAAUCUCCCCUCAGACCACCCUCACCCCUCCUCCCUGGGCCAGUGCCCCCUGGACCCCAAUUUAUGGCCAAAGGGCUAGUGUGAUCCUUGGAGGUACAAACAGGGCAGUCACGGGCAGGAUGUGAUUUUUACUUUGUACCUGGCCCUGGGGCAGCCGCCACUGGGCUCCUGUGCCCAGGUCUGGGGCCCGCACUCCCACACAGGUGGGGAUAUGGUGGAGAGGGGCUGCUGGAAUGCUGAAAGGUGCAGGGAACAGGCUUUGCCGCGAUAGACUCAAGUUGCUCGCGCAGAGACGGCGAAGGGGUGACUGGAUCCCCACCUGGGAACAGAGCUGUGAUGCGAGGGCCCUUUGGCCCAGCAGCCAGAGUCUGGAGACCAGGGAGGGGAAUGAGGCUGGGAGCAGCUGCCCAAGGGGGCAACGUUCCGACCAAGAUGGGAUGGCUGAGAGCUGCUCCAGUGCCGGGCGAGUCACUGGACUGUGUUCUGCGGGGGGCAGGCGAGACCUGGCCUUGAGAUCUAUGAAUAUCCCCUCCUGGGGGCAGGGCCAGUGUCCCUUCACCCUAUAGUAGGGGUGGGGUCCCCUGCCCCUCUGUCCUUCCCUCCCCAGUCCCUCUCUGGGACAGCACCCCACUUCCAUCCCGACUGCCCUCAGGACGGCAUCCUCUGCUCCCUUUCCUCCAACUCUCCCCUCCCGGGACAACACCCCUCCAUAUCCCCCCUCCAGGGACGACUCCCCCAGUUUGGUGCUCCCCCUUCCUCCCUGGUACAACACCCUCCCCCCACUCCCUAAGCACAGAGCUAACCUGAAUAUAGGUACGACACCCCCUUCCCUGCCAAGGGCUGGGGGUGAAUGCCCCCCGGCCCCACUGGGGGGCAUUCCAGUGGGAAGUGCAGGCCUCAGUGGUAGGAGCACCUGAUGUUUGUCGUGUGAUGUACUAAUCCCCCCAUUACAAACUGAACAGCGGUAUGGGAAUCCCUCUAAUGCACCCCCCACCCCAUUGCUGGGCUAGUGGGGAAGUCACUGGAUUGGGCCUUGGGACUCCUGGGUUCUAUCCCUGGCUCUGGGAGGGGGGUGGGGUCUAGUGGGUUAGAGCAGGGGGAGGGGCUGGGAGCCAGGACUCCUGGGUUCUCUCCCGUUUUGGGAGUAAGUCCUUCCCCGACUCCACCUCUGUGCCUGUUUUCCCCACUGUAGCCCGGGGGUGAGGAGCACCGGGCUCGGUGAGGAACUGGGUGUGGCACUUCUGCCUCUGCUCCCCCAUCCCCCUCAGUUCCUGUCUCGUAUAAUUCUUUUGUAACUUGAUUCUUUGUUGGUUUUUUAAUGUCUAUAAAUAUUUAUUGGUCUGUUUGAUGCCCGGCUCCUGCUUCUCAUUGUGUGCCAGUGCCCCCCGAAUGAGCAGAGGGACCCUCGGGCAGUGCCCCCCCCCCAGGAAAGCACCCCCCCAGAAUGGCAUGAGGACCACCCAGCGCCAGGCUUGCGAGAUGGGGCACAACCAGGAUACCUCACAGCACGCUGCCCUCUGGUGCCGGGCUGGGGAGAAUGCAUAUUUGCACCCACAGCAGUCCCCCCCUCACACCAGGCUGGGGACAGUGGGUAUAACCAGGCCCCCCACAGCACAGCAGCCCCUAGCACCGGGCUGGGUUUUGAGGUUCCGCUCUGUUCCCGUUGCUGGUUAUAUCACACCACCCCGCCCCGUUACACAACCCCAACCGCAUGCCUGAUUCACGGGCCAGAAGGGGCUGGGCAUGAGGUUAUGUAACCUGCCAUGGGGCGGGGGGGUGAAGAGGGGGAAUAAAAGCAGCCCCGUCUCUGCCUGGUGCCCAAACGCAUGGGAAGAGCUGGGUCACACCCCAAACUCUCCACGCAAGAGUCUGCAGGCUUCUGCCGUGACACCCCUCAUGAUGCUGCUGCGAAUGGCCCCACUGCUGCUCCUGGCCCUGGCACGGGGGGUCUGGGGAGAAAGGGAGAAGCCUACAUUCUGCGGGGAAGUCACCGAAUGUUUCACCUUUGAUCUCAUCUGCAACAGCUCUGACUACGAGGCCCGGCUUUACCCCCCCUCGGCCUGGGUCAGCACCCGCGUGAACAACACGUACACGGCCGCCAAGACCACCGGCUUCUGGCGCCUCUUCCGCUACAUCCAGGGCCGGAACCAGCUGGGUGUGAAGAUCCCGAUGACGGCACCGGUUCUGACCCGGGUGGACCGGGCUGCUGGGGAGACGCAGGAGUACACCGUCUCCUUCCUGCUGCCGGCAGCGCGCCUGGCUGGGGCUGACACCGUCUCUCUGUGUCUGGCUCAGGUUUUCGUCCAGCGGUUCCCUGCUCUGCCCACCUACGUUCGCUCCUUCGGGGGGUGGCUCACGGAUGCCAAUCGAGGGACCCACAUUCGGGCCCUUGAUGCCUCCCUGGGGCGGGACGCCCGGCACUUCGACCACUCCUGGCACUACUCUGCUGGCUACAACAGCCCCAUGAAGCUGUUCGACCGCCACAACGAGGUCUGGCGCCUGGCGUGGGGUGGCCUGGGCUGCGCCCCAGAGUGAGCCCCCCAAGUGUCACCCGCUGGCAUUGCAGCCCUGCCAGGAAAGAGAAACCCAGCUCUCGAUUCCGCCCCCCACCAUAGUGCCCCCAGGGAGCAGCCCCCCUCAUCGCCCCCUCCCCCCCCAAUAAAGCCAAGUGACCAAGGCUGCCCUGUGUAUGAGGCAUGAAUUCUGCUUAUUCCCCUGUGUGUGGGGGGUGUCCCCUGGCAGCUGCCCUAGUGGGUCGCCAGAAGGGGUCUGACCUGGGGGAGCAGAGAACAGGAGCUGGACUGAGAGGAGGGAAGA
Molecule: messenger RNA, 3530 nt
Organism: Chrysemys picta bellii (western painted turtle)
Lineage: Eukaryota; Metazoa; Chordata; Testudines; Emydidae
Source: RefSeq, a predicted model, not a curated record